UCUCCCUCCGCCAUUUUGAGAUCACCGCUCAGUUGAGUACCAGCCAGCCUUUCGAUAUCUAAAGAUGACUGACCAGCUUUGCAAACUUUUCGUCGGUGGCCUCAACGUCGACACCGAUGACGAUGGCCUGCGCAAGCACUUCGAGCAGUACGGUAUGCUCACCGACUGUGUCGUCGUCGUGAACAAGCAGCUGCAGCGGUCCCGCUGUUUCGGCUUUGUGACCUACUCCACACCGGAGGAGGCCGACGCCGCCAUGGCGGCUAGGCCUCACACCGUCGACGGCAACGCGGUCGAGGUGAAGCGGGCCGUGGCGAGAGAAGACGCCAACAAACCAGAGGCCCUCGCAAAGGUGAAGAAAAUCUUCGUCGGUGGCCUGAAAGACGACAUUGAAGAAGAGCAUCUGAGCGAUUACUUCUCUCAGUACGGCCAGAUCGAGAAGGCCGAAGUCAUCUCGGAGAAGGAGACCGGAAAGAAAAGGGGAUUCGGCUUUGUUUACUUCACCGACCACGACGCAGCCGACAAAGCGGUUGUGGUGAAGUUUCACACCGUUAAUGGACACAAAGUUGAGGUGAAGAAAGCCCUGACAAAGCAGGAGAUGCAGGCGGCCAACAGAACCGGCAUGGGGCCUAGAGGCAGACCAACAAGAGGCAUGAGGGGAAAUCAAAAUGGCUACGGCAGCAGGGAGUACGGCGGAAACUACAACUACGGAAAUGGCGGAGGCUACAACUGUGGCGGCGGCUACGGAGGGUAUGGCGGACCAGGUUACGGUGGUUAUGGAGACCAGGGAGGUGGCUAUGGUGGCGGAAACGGCUACAACGAGUUCGGCAGCGGCUAUGGUCAGCACUCAUCUGGUUACGGCCCCAUGAAGACGCCCUUCGGCGGCCAGAGGAGCGGUGCUCCCUACACCAGAGGCGGCGGUGGCGGCGGCUACCCGAGGGGGGGCUACGGCGGCGGCUACUAGAUGAGUCCGCACUAAUCAACCACCCCCACCCCCCUGCCAUAAAUUACCUCCAGCCAGGAUUUGGACGACAAAAUCAAAUUCAGUAACGGGGCGUCUGCCGUGAAAUCCAACAAUGGCAGAGAUACGGACAAAGAGACCCCCCCUAAUCAUCAGACCUCAAAACCCAAACAGGUAGGAAGGUCACUUCCCAGAAAGCCUGAUAAUAACGAGCAGCUGUUGUUGCCGUUCAACUAGGACACGUUAAAAUGAAGAAUAAAAGCAUACAGUGAAUCCCCCUUUUUUAUUAUGUACCCACGCCUACGCGUGUAGUUGUCGUUUAGAGUUGAAUAUUAUUUUUUAUUUGCGUUCACUCGUUGUUUUGCAAAUUUCGAUGUAGGAUUGUUUUGAUGAUUAUCCUAAUAUUUGCAUUUUAAGCAAUUAGAUUUUGUUUUUCUGGAGUAAACUUUAGUGUGAUUUCAAUGUAUGAGGAUGAGAAAGCAUGUUUUUUUGUCGUGUUGGAUUUCAUAGCUUGUCAUUACAUCAACUUGUAUGAUUAUAUACUUGGGUUAUUCAGCCAAGGUGGGAACGUGAUACUGCAGGAUCCAGUUUCCUUGUUUUCUCCCCCAUACUGUACUCUACCAAACUCUCCUCACGCAUAGUAAUAGUUCCAGUCUAAAUAUUGUUCAUUUUUCAUUACCUGUAGCAAUAUCUAAUGUAUAUUGUAUACUUUCAUGUCUGGAGAACAAAACCUACUGUUUAAAACAUUUUUGGUAUGCUUAUGUAUGUUCAUUUUAAAUAAAACGUUAUACCACUUAGCUUAGUUAUUUUACUUAUUUAACCAGGCUUCCUCAAGUUCAUCCACAGGUUUUAUAAGUGACCUCAUCUUGAUCUUUAGUUACAUGGCAUCUUUCCCACAGUUUAUUCCCUUACUCUCAGGUGGGUGAAAUGGUUACAGAAUGGUUGUAGUCUACCCACAGCCAAUGCAUGUAGGCUUUGUAGGGUUUGACCUUUGUGUUUUUAAAAUUAUGUGGUUUUUAGACAUGCUAAUGACUUUUUUAUAUAUAUAUAUUUCUUUCCUUUUACAUAUUUGAAUACAUAUCAAUAUGUGGACAUGAGGGCUCUGAUAUUUAUCUUUGAUUAUUCCUACUUCCUAUUAGGUGUUCUUACUCGUAUUCCAGUAUGCUAUCCCAGCCAUAAUAGCCGUAGCAGUUUGUUUGUAGGCUACAUCAGGACCCUGUUGAUUACCUGGGGUCGAUUGUGAUAGGAGUCUGAAAUAUCUCUUUAGGAUAUCCACAUCCAGCAAACUAGGUUGCUACGGUAACCUGGGCACGAGGACAUCACCCCGAAAACGAUGGGGUGUGUGUCUGCACGCCGACGAGGGUACCGGAGAGUGGUUGUGCCUUCUCCCCCUCAGGAUAAUGGGGCUUGACGAUUUCUGAUCAUCCCAUAAGAACAGGAAACAACUGUUAUGUUGGCUGUGCUUUUUAUGAAUCUACAAUAAAUUAUAUAUUUUUAUACACCAA
Messenger RNA from Epinephelus lanceolatus (giant grouper), 2463 nucleotides. RefSeq names its product heterogeneous nuclear ribonucleoprotein A0-like. Gene Ontology annotation, biological process: mRNA splicing, via spliceosome. Lineage: Eukaryota; Metazoa; Chordata; Actinopteri; Perciformes; Serranidae. Gene Ontology annotation, cellular component: catalytic step 2 spliceosome. The record is from RefSeq and is a predicted model, not a curated record. Gene Ontology annotation, molecular function: mRNA 3'-UTR binding.